GACAGAAGGGGGCUCAGUAGAUCCGCGCGCAGAGCAGGAAAGCUGCAGAGCGUGUGAGAGAUGUGUGUAUGCCAGUGGAUACGAUAUCACCUGCCUGUCCUCGUCACUCCGUCUGCGCCUCUGCUGCGUCUUUACGCCUUCGAACCAAAACUCCAAACUCCAGGCUGCUGCUCUGCGCGCCGUGCGUAAAAGCGCAAACCGAGCGGAGUCGAUGCUUUGCGGCUUUCUGCCGUCAUCUAUUUAUUUCUUCUCGCUGGGAGAGGAGCUGUCCGGACUGUGUGAACACAGAGAGCCCGCUGAUCCUCCAGCCUCUGAGGUUCUGCUUUUCCUGCUAGCUCGUGCGGAGGUGGGAAAACCCGCGUGCCGUGCGUAAAUAAAAAGCUAAAAGCUCCGGAUCCAUGAACUCUAUGAAGGAUCCUCUGGCUCUGGAGCAUCAGCAGCACAUGGCUGGAGGCAAAGCGGCCGCCCUGCACACUCCUUUAGCCAUGGCCUCCAGCCUUCAGCCCCUCAAACCGCGGCUGGAAGGGCGCAGCGUGGCCGACUCCUCGAGCCCUGAGUGCGCAGAUAAGGAUAAGUCCAGCUCUAAGGAUGACCCGUGCGAUGACCCGUGUAAGAAGAAGCGCCAGCGACGGCAGCGCACGCACUUCACCAGCGCGCAGCUGCAGGAGCUCGAGGCCACAUUCCAGAGGAACCGCUACCCGGACAUGAGCACGCGCGAGGAGAUCGCAGUAUGGACGAACCUCACGGAGGCCAGAGUCAGGGUGUGGUUCAAGAACCGGCGAGCCAAGUGGCGCAAGCGUGAGCGCAACCAGCAAGCAGAGCUGUGUAAAGGCGGCUUCGGUGCCCAGUUUAAUGGCUUGGUGCAGCCCUAUGAGGACAUGUAUGCCAGCUACCCACCCUACAACAACUGGGCAGCCAAAAGCCUGGCACCAGCCUCUCUGUCGGCCAAAAGCUUCCCUUUCUUUAACUCGGUCAACGUGAGUCCGCUAAGCUCUCAGGCCGUCUUCUCUCCACCCACCUCCAUCUCCUCCAUGAGCGUCUCCUCGGGCAUGGUGCCCACCUCGGGCCUCAACACACCUCUUGGUAACCCCCUGAACAACCUGGGCGGACCCUCGCUCAAUUCUGCCCCUGCUUGUCCCUACGCACCCCCGACGCCGCCCUAUGUCUACCGGGACACAUGCAACUCCAGUCUGGCCAGUCUCAGACUGAAAGCCAAGCAGCACUCCAGCUUUGGCUAUGCGGGGGUGCAAAACCCUUCCAACCUCAGCGCAUGCCAGUAUGCAGUGGAUAGACCCGUUUAGGGAUCGGACACUGGGGAAAAAACCCAAAAUUACCCCCUGUUCACCCUCGCACCCUCCAGCCCCAGGACUUUCACCUAUUACCUCUUGUAUAAAGGGGGCGCUAGAACAAAAAACACCAAUGAUAGCGCACCAAGACCCACAAUGGACGCAAAGGGAAGAAAAGCACUCAGUGUAGGGCUGGAAACACCCCUCUCUGUCAUUUAUACCCCUCAAUUUAGCCCCCUGAACACCAAGAGACUCUUCUCUAUUAUCUCCUCUUCUAUGGCCUGUUCAGAGGCCCCUAAUGGUGCGUUGGAGUUUAUCACAAAUGGAAAGCUCUCGCUGUAGUUUUGAGACCCUCAAAUUGGCACCCCUAAACCUAAGACUCUUAACUCCCACCCCCUCUUUUAAAGAAGUACUAGUACAAGCACACCGAUGGUGUACCUCGAUCCAAAGUAGAUAGACUUAAAUGUAAGAAGCAAAGCUCUUCAUGUAGAGCUGGGACAUGCACCCAGUUUAUUUCUCCAUUUCCCUGAGUUUACCCCGUUCCUGUCCUCCUUCCAAGCCCAAAGACCUUACCUUACUAACAUGCCUAAUACCCUGCCGCACUAACAUGGCACUAGAACACACACUGAUGGGUGCACCAUAACCUAAAAUAGAUGGAGUUUAGCACAAAGUUUUUAUUGUGAGGUUGGGUAUCCCCCUGAAACCUCCUCAUUACCCCCUAUAUAGAGGGCAUUAGAAUACCUAAACCUCAAAUACCUACAUGGCACAAAUGGAAUGCAAAGCUCUCAGUGUUGGGCCCCUCCACUUACCCCACCAUUUUAACUAUCAUUUAUUAUCCUAGUUUUGAACCCCCCCCCAUCCCCCCCCCCAACCCCCAACCCCCAGCCAUAACACUCACGUAUUACCCCGUCUCUCAAAGGGCACUAGAAUAUCCACACUGAGGGUGCAAGGUGACCCAAAGUGGGUGACCAGAAGAGAUAUUUACCCUCCUCCUCCAAUUUCACCCCCCUCCAAUUUUACCCAUCAACUCUUCUAAAGGACUUUUGCACCCUCUAACAAGGGGAGCUAGAACUACACUGCUGAUGGAGCACCAUGAACAAAAAUGGACAAAGUAUAAUUCCCCCCCACUCCUUCUUUAUCCCACCCCUUCCCCAGCCCCAGGACUCUAUAAGGGGAUGGGGGGGGGGGCUCUAGAAUAAAUAAAUGCACCACUGAUGACCCAGAAUGGACGGAAUUUAAUGCAAAGGGAAGCAAAGUCUCUACUGCUUGAGUUUUUAUUAUGAUAACUCUCCUAUUUGGAUGCUGGUUUGGGGGGGGGGGUGUAACCCCUCCUUACAUAAGCUUCUUUUUGGCCUGUGCGCCUGUAUAUAUGUCUAAAGAUCAUCUCCAAUUGGAGUGAAUGCUGUAGCUCUUUAAACACACUUUAAAACAGCAUGUGGUAAAAAAAUAAGUAAAUAAACCUAACAGUCUUGCUUGCAAAAAAAAAAAAAAUUAAGAUAAAUAAGGGGGAUGUAUAUAGUAAGUGUGUGGUUAUGUGUCUGUGUGGA
This is a messenger RNA of Pygocentrus nattereri (red-bellied piranha), 2833 nucleotides long. It is a transcript of the gene pitx2, whose product is annotated as paired-like homeodomain 2. Gene Ontology annotation, biological process: regulation of transcription by RNA polymerase II; anatomical structure morphogenesis. The transcript is spliced from 3 exons. Gene Ontology annotation, molecular function: DNA-binding transcription factor activity, RNA polymerase II-specific; RNA polymerase II cis-regulatory region sequence-specific DNA binding. The record is from RefSeq and is a predicted model, not a curated record. Lineage: Eukaryota; Metazoa; Chordata; Actinopteri; Characiformes; Serrasalmidae. Gene Ontology annotation, cellular component: nucleus. Bases 399 to 1301 code for a protein of 300 amino acids.